Quercus robur (English oak) is the source of this 978-nucleotide messenger RNA. RefSeq lists its product as uncharacterized. NCBI's taxonomy places the organism in Eukaryota, Viridiplantae, Streptophyta, Magnoliopsida, Fagales, Fagaceae. Bases 1 to 978 code for a protein of 325 amino acids. The transcript has a single exon. The record is from RefSeq and is a predicted model, not a curated record.
AUGCAGGACCCUAUUGGAAUUCCUACUUGCUUUUCAUCCAGUGAGAAAUUAAGUGAUGACCAGGCAGCUGUAACCAGGUCAGGUCAAAGUGUUUUCAUGACUGUUUACAGAACAAAGAUUGCUGAUCAGUGCCGCUUAAUCACCAUUACAUGGUGCAAAAAUUUGUUACUCCAUGGCCUAUCAGUAUCAGUGGAAGGCCCUGAAGGAGAAAGUCAGUAUACUUGCAAAGUUGAGCUGAAGCCAUGGUAUUUCUGGAGGAAACAAGGUUCUAAGCGCUUUAUAGUAGAUGGUAAAGCUGUUGAUAUCUUCUGGGACCUUAAGGCUGCAAAAUUCAAUGGUGAAACGGAGCCAAACUCAGAAUACUAUGUUGCAGUUGUUUGUGAUGAAGAGGUUGUGCUUCUCAUUGGGGAUCUAAAGAAAGAUGCAUAUAAGAAGACUGGCUGUAGGCCAGCUCUUAUUGAUCCCAUAUUGGUUUCAAAGAAGGAACACAUAUUUGGUAAGAAAAAGUAUUCUACAAGGGUCAAAUUCCAUGAGAAAGGUAGAUUUCAUGAAAUCUCAAUUGAGCGCAAGAAUAGAAGUAGUGGUGGUGGGAACAUAAGCAAUGGAAAUUCUUCAAUUGGGGUUGAGCCAGAGAUGGAGAUUAAGAUUGAUGGGCUCUUGGUCAUUCAUGUCAAGCAUCUUCAGUGGAAGUUUAGAGGUAAUGAGUCUAUAUAUGUCAACAAAAUGAGAGUAGAGGUAUAUUGGGAUGUCCAUGACUGGCUCUUUAGUCCAGGUUUAAGGCAUGCCUUAUUUAUUUUUAAACCAAUUCUGUCAUCCAUAUCUCUAUCAUCCUUAUCAUCUUCAUCAUCACCACCUUUAUUUUCCUUGACAUCUACACCAUUAUCAUCUCAGACAGAGAGCUCUGGGUCCUUAGAGGGGCUGAAUGCUAGUGGGUCUUCUGACUUUUGCUUGUUCCUUUAUGCUUGGAAGCUAGAAUGA